AUGCACAACACGCCACCCACUCUUCCUCCGAUGUCUACAACACAAGUAGUAGCGUACAACUUACCGCAGAUGUUGCGGCUCCUCGAGCUUGGGGAACUCCCUGAUUUCGAUUGUUCCCAGCGGCCCAUCACACUGAAGCGCGUACAGUUCUCCGACGUGAACCAGAUGGUGCAUCUCCUUUCUCACUUCAAGUCAUUCGAAAAGCUCUCCAUCAGCGGAGUGGCCUUCGAAAAGGCUGACUCCAACAGCGUCAGACGUGUCCUCGAUGAAGUCAAGGACCUCUGCAUGAAUUACAGAGACUCCCGCAUCGCUCGCCGCAGUCUGAUCCAAAUUCUCCAAUGCUGCCCUUCCCUCACUUCCUUAAUGUUUCUCAAUACCACCUUGCCACCGAUCCUCACCGAUUCGUGCCCGAAGGAUGAUACACUCCCACUCGCACAACGAGCGAGACCGACGAAGAUCUCUAUCUACACACUGCAGGCCAUCCAUUUCCGGGCCACCCUCAGGCCUGGAACAACUCCAACUCAAAAGUGGACUCCUCUGCUUCCAAAAACGAGUACGACGAUUGUCGGUGGAUGCGCGAACUCAGGGAGGUCCUCAGUGGGAGCAAAGGUCUUCGGUUGCUGGACAUUGGGUUGGGAUGAUCAUCCGAGCAUUCCAGGCAGGGCAUAUCUCGAUAAAUACCUGACCGGCGAGCCCGACAAACUCGAGUUCCUGUGUGUGACCAUCCACUCCAAAGAUUCAUGCUCCAAACAACUCCAGUGGCUCCGCAUGUCUCUGCAACACAGCUAUCGGGGGCAUAAAAGUCGUUAG
Molecule: messenger RNA, 810 nt
Organism: Guyanagaster necrorhizus
Lineage: Eukaryota; Fungi; Basidiomycota; Agaricomycetes; Agaricales; Physalacriaceae
Exons: 1
Coding region: 1-810 (269 amino acids)
Source: RefSeq, a predicted model, not a curated record